Molecule: messenger RNA, 378 nt
Organism: Malus domestica (apple)
Lineage: Eukaryota; Viridiplantae; Streptophyta; Magnoliopsida; Rosales; Rosaceae
Source: RefSeq, a predicted model, not a curated record
AUGGCUAAAAUUGGCUCACGAUUAAGCCCAACCGAGAAAGAAGAACUAACGAUUUUCCUUAGAGAAAACCGAGACUUCUUCGCAUGGUCACUAUCUGACAUGCCUGGCAUUGACCCUAAGGUGGCCUGCCAGAAGCUGAACCAACUGCUUAGCUUUUUAGACGCAUACUCCAGCUACAACCAAAUAGCCAUGUAUGAGCCCGACAAGGAGAAAACCGCGUUUGUGAUCGAGCAGGAGGUCUAUGCUGAUGAUAUCAUGAUAAAGGGCAAGCAGCAGUCAGAUCACAUUCGCAAUUUGGCAGAAACUUUCAAUAUCCUUAGAAAGUACAAAAUGAAGCUCAAUCCUACCAAAUGCACGUUUGGAGUAUCUUCAGGUUGA